Seminavis robusta is the source of this 363-nucleotide messenger RNA. The record is from the annotation of a GenBank genome assembly. NCBI's taxonomy places the organism in Eukaryota, Bacillariophyta, Bacillariophyceae, Naviculales, Naviculaceae.
GAAAUGAGGGUUGGCCUCCAUUCGGGAAGUACAACCGCGGGAGUCUUGCGGGGAGACAAGGGACGAUUUCAGCUGUUUGGGGAUACCGUCAACACCGCUUCCAGAAUGGAAAGCAACGGCGUCCGAGGCAGGAUCCAUGUUUCCCAGGCCACCGCCGAUGCCAUCACUCUGGCCGGCAAAGCGAGUUGGUUGACGCCCAGAGAAGACAAGAUCCUGGCCAAGGGCAAGGGACUCAUGCAAACCUACUUCGCGCAGAUCAUCGCGGGCUCGAACGUCCAAUCGAGCGUCGGCGAUGACAAUACGUCGAUCCCGAGCCUUGGGUUCGAUCCUGAGGAUUCCAACAGAGACGAUUACUCAGUAUAA